This is a messenger RNA of Oreochromis aureus, 2798 nucleotides long. It is a transcript of the gene crdhl, whose product is annotated as retinol dehydrogenase 12. Lineage: Eukaryota; Metazoa; Chordata; Actinopteri; Cichliformes; Cichlidae. The transcript has 7 exons. The record is from RefSeq and is a predicted model, not a curated record. The coding region runs from base 1351 to 2409 and encodes 352 amino acids.
AGGUAGAUGAUGGCGUCCUCCACCCCGAUGCCAGGCAAGCAAACUGCAGCGGAUCCAAUGAAGACCUCACCAGGGGAUGAAGCUUGAGCUGAGAGCAGGACUGUUAUAUGUCUUAUCUAGCGAUUUUAUUGUAAUUUUAUUUCAUUUUAUUGUUUACCAAAGAGCAGAGCGUCAUCAAAGUCAGCGUUAUUGUCAAAAACUACAUGUACAGAUCAUACACAGGAAUUUGAAACUGCAGGGCUCCCACGGCCCUCAGUGUUACACUAAACAACAUAAAAGAUAAAAGUCUUAUACACACAACACUGUCCAACACAGUCUGAGUGUUUGUGGGCACUGUGGGGUCAGAGGGAAGACGUGGGUGCAGGUCUGGUUGACAGGGACAGAGCAGGGAGAGAGUUCAGCAUCCUGACAGCCUGAUGGACGAAGCUGUCUCUCAGUCUGCUGGUUCUGGCCCCGAGGCUCUUCAGUCUCCUUCCUGAUGGCAGCAAACUGAAGAAGCUGUUGGACGGAUGGGUGUAGUCACCUGUGAUGCAGAGGGCUUUCCGGGUGAGGCGGGUGCAGUAGAUGUCCUGGAGGGAGGGAAGAGAAGCACCUACCAUCCUCUCCUCUGCUCUCACUGCUUGUUGUAGCUGUUUCCUGCAGACUCAGUGCAGCAGCCACACCACACAGUGAUGCAGCUGGUGAGGAUGCUCUCAGUGGUGCCUCUGUAGAAGGUGCUCAUAGUGGGGGUUGAGGCUCUCGUUCUCCUCAGUUUGAGGAGGAGGUAGAGUCGCUGUUGGGCUUUACUGACCACGAUGCUGUGUUCUUUGACCAGGAGAGACGUGCACACCCAGGAACUUGGUGCUGCGUCCCCUCUCCACAGCAGCACCGUUGAUGGUUAGUGGGGUGUGCAGGGUGUGAGUUCUCCUGAAGUCUAUGAUGAUCUCCUUAGUCUUUUCCACGUUUGGGGACAGGUUGUUGUUGCUGCUGCACCAAUUGGCCAGAUGUUUAACUUCACUCCAGUCGUAGGUCUCAUCGUUGUUGCUGAUGUGACCUACCACAGUUGUGUCAUCUGCAAACUUGAUGACGGAGUUGGAGCUGUGUGAUGGUGUGCAGUCGUGGGUCAGCAGAGUGAAGAGCACAUCCUAGGGGAGCCCCCGUGUCCUGGUGCUGGAGGCGUUGCUGUCAUCACUAACAGUUUUCCUGCCCAUGGCAGAGAGUGGUGGUUCCUGGUGGCACUUGUGAUCCUUCCUUCCCAGCACGUGGAACUGAUUUCAGAGCAGCUCUGUGCUGGAUAAUCUCCUCUAAUCUGUUAAUCUCUCCUUCCUCCGUCUGGUUUAGCUCCCUCUCAGUCUGUUCUGACCUUCAGGGAUGAAAGCUGCACAUUCUGGGGGCUUCCUGGUGCUGCCGUGGCCCGGUGACGGCGGCAGCUCACACCCGGCCCUGGGAGAGGAAAGUCAGGGGCGCCUGAUGCUGAGAUGUGGAGCUCUGCUGGGAGUCACGCUGAUCUGCGUGGCGGUGUUGAGGAAGUGGAUUGCAGGUGGAGUUUGUCGCUGUUCGGUUCGUCUGGAUGGGAAAACCAUUGUGAUCACUGGAGCAAACACUGGCAUCGGCAAAGAGACAAGCAGAGAUCUGGCACGCCGAGGAGCCCGGGUGGUGAUGGCGUGCAGGGACCUGACCCGGGCAGAACGGGCGGCUGAGGAAAUCCGCCGGUCGACAGGAAAUGGUAACGUGGUGAUCAGACACCUGGACCUCGCUUCCACUUACUCCAUUAGACAGUUUGCUAAAGACUUCCAAGACAGCGAAGAAAGGCUGGACAUCCUCAUCAACAACGCAGGAGUGAUGAUGUGUCCAAAACAGCUGACAGAGGACAACUUUGAGACACAGCUGGCGGUCAACCAUCUGGGUCACUUCCUGCUCACCAAUCUGCUGCUGCCGAAGCUGAAGAGCUCCUCCCCCAGCCGUGUGGUCAAUGUGUCCUCCGUUGCCCACCAUGGAGGUCGUAUUGACUUUGACGAUCUGUUCUUCAGUCAAAGGCCGUACAGCGCUCUGGAGAGCUACAGACAGAGCAAACUGGCUAACAUCCUCUUCUCCAGAGAGCUGGCCCGACGUCUCUCAGGCUCUGGUGUGUCGUCGUUCUCUCUUCACCCAGGUGUGAUCCGGACCGAGCUGGGUCGCCAUGUGGAGGGUUGGUUCCCCCUGCUCGGGCUGCUGCUGAAGCUCCCCUCCCUGCUCCUUAUGAAGACUCCAUGGGAGGGCUGCCAGACCACCCUGUACUGCGCUGUGACGCCGGGCCUGGAGGAACUGUCUGGAUGCUACUUCAGCGACUGUGCAGAGAAAGAAACUGCUCCAGAGGGACAGGACGAUGUGGCGGCAAGAAAACUGUGGGAGGUGAGCACACGACUGGUUGGACUGAAGAACACCUGCUGACCUUUAACCUCUGACACACAAAGCAAUGGAGCUGCAGACUGUGGACCAAUCAGGACAGAAACAAACAGACUUACCUCUUGUAGAGACAAGUGAAGCUGUGUGUUGUUGCCCCGUUUGAGUCCCAGAUGUUCCAGCUGCUGAUAUUUCUCCUGUCCUCCAGAACCUGGACUCUCAGGUGCAACAUAAACCUCCUGCAGAAAUCAGAUGUCCCCUAGCUGUUCCCUGAAUAUUUCCUGACUUUUCCUUCACUUUUUCUCCAUUAUAUGUUUAUUAUUUCAUCACAUAUCUUCAUGCUUUCCUCUUUUGAUGCUUUCGCUGACUUCCUGUGUUCUCCACUUUACUGGUUGGUGUUUGGUGAUGUUUGGAGUUCAGCUGUGUGGACGUGAAGC